CCACACAUAACACUAAGGUAUAGACACGGGAAACCAAACACAAGUCUAUUUUUUGUUUCGGUCAUGGCUAUCUCCAAUGCUCCGAUUGCCUCACUUCUCGUUUCUCUUCUCCUUAUCCAACUUGUCCAUGCUGAUCAACUGGUGACAAGUGCCAACAAGGGAACUGCUCCCCCAACGAAAAUCGACUGCGGCGGGGCUUGUGCGGCGAGGUGCCGGUUAUCGUCAAGGCCACACCUAUGCAAUAGGGCUUGCGGGACAUGCUGCGCACGCUGCAACUGUGUUCCUCCGGGAACCGCCGGGAACCAAGAAAUGUGCCCUUGCUAUGCUAGCUUGACCACCCACGGUGGCAGACGCAAGUGCCCUUGAGUUUUUAAUCCACUUGGAACGAAUCUUCUCCUUUGAGCUUUGUGGUGAAAUAGACGAAUUGCAUGGUGUAAGAAUAAAUAAAUUAAAAGUGUGACAUGCGUAAAGCACAACUCAUUUAGUUAA
Molecule: messenger RNA, 489 nt
Organism: Hibiscus syriacus
Lineage: Eukaryota; Viridiplantae; Streptophyta; Magnoliopsida; Malvales; Malvaceae
Product: snakin-2-like
Exons: 3
Coding region: 64-366 (100 amino acids)
Source: RefSeq, a predicted model, not a curated record